AUGGCCGGUAAGAAAGCAAUUUCAGUCUCGCAAUUCGUCGAGCACUUCCGCCGUGCCUGGCUGGGUGCGCAGGGAAAACUUUAUUCUGGUCAAAGUCUCAAUCAAAAUGACUUCAAUAAGCUGCCUCGCAGGCUUGGCCUCGCCGUCAGUGGUGGGGCUGACUCCAUGGCCCUGGCAUUUCUUUGUCGGCAAUUAGAACGCUCGGCCUUGGCUGGGCCCAUUUCAGUCACCGCGUUUGUGGUAGACCAUCGUGCCCGUGCAGAGAGCAGCCAAGAGGCCCGAACUGUGGCCGGUUGGCUGACUGCAAUGGGCAUCAAAACAAAGAUUUUGGAGCUGGACUGGGCUUCUUUUGCAAAGCAAGACCGUUCAAGCCAGAAAGAAGGGAAAAUACCAUUGCCAUCUGCCUUCGAAACUCAUGCUCGUCAUCUGCGAUUCCAGGCACUUGGCACGGCCUGCCGUGACAGCGGAAUCGAUGCCUUACUUAUGGGUCAUCACCAGGAUGAUACAGUCGAGACCACCAUCUGGCGACUUAGCUCCGGAGGACGGGGUGCUGGCCUCUCGGGAAUUGCCGAAGUUGCUCGGAUCCCAGAGUGUCACGGCCUAUUUGGAGUCUCCGAGAGCGGUUCGUCAAUAAAGUUGACCCCCAAGCAGGGCGUUCAUCCUCGGGUACAAGUCCAAAUCGACGACAGAAAUAGAGGCAGCAUCGUUCUCAAUCCUAACGAAAGCGAAAAAAACACCAGCAGAAAACGAGCAGCAAACUCAUCUGUUUCGUCAUCUAGCACAGAAAAUCCAUCCACAUCCUCCGACAUCUCCGUCGCAACUGGUGGAAUUUAUAUCUGUCGCCCUCUCCUCUCCUUUCCCAAGACUAGUUUGCUGGAAACUUGCUACCAAAACAAAAUUCCAUACGUGUCUGAUCCAACCAACUUUGAUCCCACCCUAACUCCACGCAAUGCCAUUCGCAGCAUGCUCGCCUCCAAUUCUCUGCCGCGUGCAUUGCAGGCACCAUCUAUCCUCUCCCUGAUACGUUCAAGUCAAUCUUUUCUUCACAGCUCAACCGAAUUCUCCAAUCAACUUCUUUCAUCGAGGCUUCGUGUACUCGACUUUAAUUUGAAAGCAGGCACAAUGGUUCUUCAGAUUCUGGAUCUUCCUGCAUUCUUGGAUCCCCUGCAAUCUCAAUUGCCUGCCUUUCGCGUUUUCCAGAUUCAAUCUCUCACCCUACGUCGCAUCACCGAAAUAAUUUCUCCAUUCCAUGGGAAUCGCUUUUCGGUACGCAGCUACGACCCUUUUGUCUCCCAUGUAUUUCCGCAAGGCUCCCAUCGUGGAAAUGAAGACAAGGAGAAGGACGAUCCAUCAUCCCCUCUUCGGCAAAAUUUCACUUUAGGAGGCGUGAUGUUCCAGCCUCUUGCUUUGAAAUCCUCUGAAAGCCAGACGCCCGGUGGCAGGAACAUAUGGCGUCUAUCGCGUCAGCCAUUCUUCAAAAACAAAACCCCAGUCUCUCGGUUUGAUAUUCCCGUCCAGGAUUCAAAACAACGCAACUCUCAACCUGGCUCGAAAUCCUCUACAAGCUCUACGGCAUGGACCUUGUGGGAUGAUAGGUACUGGUUCCGAUUCAAAUUAACUCCGAGUGAGAAAAAUCGAAAAAGUCAGCCUGGCAAAACACGCAAUAUCACACUUGUCAUCCGGCCAUUUCAACAGUCUGAUCUCCCCAAGAUCCGCGCUGACCAUUUGAUGUCACCGGAAAUGAAAUGGGCACGAGGAAAGACCCCGGCAAUCACUCUGAACCUGCUCCGCAAGCUUCUCGCCGUUGAGGCUCCAGGGCCAACGCGCUUCACUAUUCCGUUACUGGCUGUGGAAAGACCCUGUGAGACGCAGCAACCGGCAAAUCAGGAAGCUGAGCAGCUUCUAGCUCUACCAACCCUUGAUUUCCGGUUGGAUGCUCUAUCAAAGAAAAGAGGCCCCAACACAAUCGAAUUCUCUUAUGGGGAAGAGAGAUGGAAAGUGACGUGGGACUGGAUGUACAAAAUGGUUGACAUUGAGGCAAUACGCCUUAUGGGCGGGCCUGUCAAAGCUGAAGCUGAAUCUGAUAGUGUACACAACGACCAGGUCUAG
This is a messenger RNA of Penicillium canariense, 2109 nucleotides long. RefSeq names its product tRNA lysidine(34) synthetase. The transcript has 3 exons. The record is from RefSeq and is a predicted model, not a curated record. Gene Ontology annotation, molecular function: ATP binding; ligase activity, forming carbon-nitrogen bonds. NCBI's taxonomy places the organism in Eukaryota, Fungi, Ascomycota, Eurotiomycetes, Eurotiales, Aspergillaceae. Bases 1 to 2109 code for a protein of 702 amino acids. Gene Ontology annotation, biological process: tRNA processing.